Molecule: messenger RNA, 438 nt
Organism: Schistocerca americana (American grasshopper)
Lineage: Eukaryota; Metazoa; Arthropoda; Insecta; Orthoptera; Acrididae
Exons: 1
Coding region: 1-438 (145 amino acids)
Source: RefSeq, a predicted model, not a curated record
AUGGAGUGGUCAAGGCAGCAAAUUGUUGAUUUAAUUGCCAUGUACCAGGGGGAGGAUUGCUUAUGGAAGUUCCGGAGCAAGGAAUAUAAAAGCAAUGUUAAAAACCGCGACGCACUUCCAAAAAUUGCACCAGCUUUUGGCACGGACAAGGGAAGUGUAGAGAAAAAAAUACCAUCUCUCGUGGUUGCUUACAGGCGUGGGAAGAGAAAUAUUAUUUCCAGCAAACCAUCUGUUAGAGGUGCAGACACUUCAUAUGACUCCAACUGGUUCUGCUAUCGGCUGCUGCAGUUCUUGGACGAUGUUCAUGAGCCGAAGGAGACAACAGACACUGUGGAAAAUGAGGUACGAAAAUUAUGCUUGUUUGUCUUUAUUUUUGUAUUUUAUGUUAUACAGUCACAUUCACCCAUGGUUAUUUUGCCACGGUACAUUUCCUUGUAG